Molecule: messenger RNA, 978 nt
Organism: Thamnophis elegans (Western terrestrial garter snake)
Lineage: Eukaryota; Metazoa; Chordata; Lepidosauria; Squamata; Natricidae
Product: basic salivary proline-rich protein 1-like
Exons: 1
Source: RefSeq, a predicted model, not a curated record
UGGCAGAGGCGACUAGGAGCAAAAACUCUAGGCCCAGAGCCCCGGGGGGUGCGGAUCCAGAGGAAGGGUCCUCUAGAGCGAUUUCCCCUGCUCCCAGAGGCAGAUCCCCAUCUAGGAGGGACAAAGCCAGGGCACCCAGGAAUCCAUCCCCCAGGAGGGAAACCAGAGCAACCAAGGCCUCGGCCUGGGACUACAGGGCAACCAUCAGCCCUUCCCCCCCCCAGAUCUCGCUCCCCACGCAGGGCCUCUGCCCGGGCUGUACGCAGAUCUCCAUCCCCAGCCUCUCCAGGGGGAUCUCUGAGAAGGCACAGCUCUCUUUCUCCUCCUCUCUCCCCUGCUCCCCUACUGGAUUCGAGAGCGGAUCCCUUUGGCCGCAGAGCAGCCAGCCCAGCCCGGCCUCGCCUAGCACCUCUAUCCCCUGAACCCAGGGAAUAUUCCCAACCACCAGAGCUUCAGCCUCAGCUGCCUGAUCUAACCAGCAGCUUUCAGGACAUGUUUGCCAGAGCUUUGGCCCAGGUUAUGGCUUCUAGCUUAACUCAGCAGCCACAGGCUCCCAGGAGCAGGGCCCCCCAGGAUCCCCCCAGAGGGCUGAGCGAUCGCCCUAGCACCUUGGCUGCAAGGGAAGCCAGGUCUCCCUCCCCAUCCACGGCUAGUGAGGCAUCCGACCUCGAGGAAGGGGAACUAAAGGAUGUGGGGUUUUCGGAGGAUGAGGUCCCCCAGGGGGAGGAGGAUUCCACCGUAGCGGGACUUUUCCCCCCCUCCUUGUUCAGCUCCCUUUUACGCAAGGCAGUAGCCACAGCUGAUCUGGAUCCACCCUCGGAUCCCCAACCCGCAGCUGAGUCCUCGGGCAAGGGCAAAAGCAAGAAGAAGAAAGGGCCCUUCCAUAGGCCCCCCGUAGCUAAGGAAGAAAUCCCCACCCCAGAUAUGUUUAUGGAGGUGCUCAAAUCUCAGUGGGUAAAGCCAGGGUCUUUUCCAACC